This is a messenger RNA of Colletotrichum scovillei, 1269 nucleotides long. Its product is annotated as methyltransferase domain-containing protein. The transcript has 6 exons. The record is from RefSeq and is a predicted model, not a curated record. NCBI's taxonomy places the organism in Eukaryota, Fungi, Ascomycota, Sordariomycetes, Glomerellales, Glomerellaceae. Bases 423 to 1265 code for a protein of 280 amino acids. Gene Ontology annotation, molecular function: methyltransferase activity.
GUGAUGGCAUUAUUUGAAGGCCUUCGGUACCUCGUUCAACUACCCUCUGUAGUGUCAGGAAACAAGUGCAGCGCGUGCAGGUAUCAUCAUGUCCGGCCCAAUUAGUGAGAUGGAGGCACAACCCGUUCAGCCGACCGCGGCAUCUACGGCAGACGCCCUAUCAGCAUCAACCAAUAUCGAAGUUGACAGCGAAGUCAGAGUGAGUAGUGUUCUUAUCUUAAAGUUCUAUGAUAAUCUAACGUGACUAAUACGUUUCUCAUGUACAGGACGAUGCCUCGACCAUGGAUGAUCGCAUGUGAGUCCAGCUCUACGCCCGAAACCGACAAUUACAGGUUCGUUUGAAGCAGAACUAAUGAGUAUUCAAACAAGGUCUUCAUAUACUGCCUCUCUGUCUUCAUCAGUAGUGGAUUAUCCGACUGAAUAUGGUCGAACGUAUCACGCGUUUCGAGCUGGCUCCUAUAAUUUUCCAAAUGACGAGACUCGAUUUGACGCAUACCGUGAUGGUAAAGACCAUUGGCAACAAGCUCUUCCUUGCACCCAUCGACGAAGCUAAGACGCAUCGCAUACUAGACAUAGGCACCGGGACCGGUAUCUGGGCGAUUGAGAUGGGCGAUUUCUUCCCUAAUGCCGAGGUAACCGGAAUCGAUCUGAGUCCCAUUCAGCCGUCUUGGGUACCUCCAAACGUCAAGUUUGAGGUCGACGACGUCGAAAGCCCCUGGGUAGGAGACAAAAAGUACAACUUCAUCUUCAGCCGCUACAUGGCUGGCUCCAUCGCGGACUGGCAACUGUACAUCAGCCGAAUCUUUGAGAACCUGACGCCUGGCGGCUGGGCGGAGUUCCAAGACUGGAGCUUGAUGCUAGACUCAGACGAUGGGUCCCUCGACAAUACCCAGACACACCGAUGGGCCACCCUGUUCAUGGAAGCCUGCGCAAAUCUUGGACGAGACGGGGCUCCUGGACCAAGUUUGAAUGCAUGGGUGAAAGACCACGGCUUUCAAAACGUCGAGCAUCGACACUAUAAGAUUCCCAUCGGGCCUUGGGCAAAGGAUCCUUCGCUCAAGGACAUUGGCAUGUGCAACCUUAUUCAGAUGCUCGAAGGGCUUGACGCAUUCACCCUGAAGCUAUUCUGCACCGCACUGGAUUGGACUAGGGAGGAGGCAGUUGUGUUGCUCUCGCAGGUCCGUCAGGAAAUGAAGGCCUGCAAAUCUCACGUCUACCUACACUUCCAUGUGGUCUAUGGGCAGAAGCCUGAGCAAGAGGACUGAGGGG